AUGGUCACCAAGCGACGUGCAUAUGACGUCGCCGUUCGCGAACUUCGAAGAAUGUACGAUGUUUUAAAAUGUUCGAAGUUGCUGUACGCGUUUCCGUUCGGCAAAACGUUUGACAACGUACUCCGCAUUUUCGAAGAAUAUAAUAAGAGCGUUAAAAUGGUGUCUAUAAAGAAGCUCGGAAUUGGCGGUGGAGUUUCAUUUAUCUUCGGCAUUCUACUUUGGUUCGGUUUUCCAGCAUUGAUUAAAUCGCAAAUUAAAAAGGCGGUUCAACUGAAACCAGGAAGUGAGAUACGCGAUAUGUGGACGGUUGUUCCGUUUCCAUUGGACUUUAAGGUUUAUAUGUUCAAUAUAACCAAUCCUGAUGAAAUUAAGGAGGGUAAAAAGCCAAGGGUGCAGGAAGUCGGGCCGUUCUUCUACGACGAGUACAAGGUGAAGUUUGAUCUCGUCGAUCGAGAAGAUGAGGACUCUGUUGAAUAUAGCAUGAAGACAACGUGGUUCUUCAACCCCAAGAAGAGCAACGGAUUGACAGGCGAGGAGAUAAUGGUCUUCCCUCAUCUCAUGAUUCUGGGCAUGGUGGGAGCCACCCUUCUGGACAAACCCGCUGCGAUCGGUGUCGUCGGCAAAGCCGUCGAUAGCAUCUUCCACAAACCGGAUUCGAUAUUCGUAACAGCGAAGGCAAAGGACAUACUUUUUGACGGUCUGCCUAUCGAUUGUGACGUGAAAGACUUCGCCGGAUCGGCGGUGUGCAAUCUAUUGAAGACGGAAGCGAAAGAUCUGAUACCGGACGGUGAAAAUCACUACAAGUUCUCCCUCUUUGGCGGGAAAAACGGUACCGCCGUGCCGGAACGUAUGAAAGUUCUGCGUGGUAUUAGAAAUUACAAGGAAGUCGGUCAGGUCUUGGAAUUCAAUGGUAAGCCCGCAUUAGACAUCUGGCCGGAGGAUCACUGCAACGCUUUCAACGGUACCGAUUCGACAAUUUUCGCACCUUUAUUCGGACCGGACGAUGACGUCGUCUCAUUCGGCUAUGAGAUCUGUCGAAGUCUUAGUGCGCAUUUCGAGCGCCACACCAAAGUCAAAGGCGUCAAGACUCUCCGUUACACUGCAGGUUUAGGAGAUAUGAGCACGAAUCCUAUGGAAAAGUGCUUCUGCCGAACACCGGACACUUGUAUGACGAGAAAUUUCUACGAUAUGACGAAAUGUUUAGGCGUCCCUAUUAUUGGAUCUCUACCGCAUUUUUACGAUACCGAUGGAAAAUAUUUAGAGAUGGUGGAUGGCUUGCACCCGAAUCAGGCUGAGCAUGAAAUCGACAUGGAUUUCGAACCGAUGACGGCUACGCCAAUAAGCGCGCAUAAGCGAUUGCAGUUCAAUAUGUUUAUACAACCAGUACCAAAGUUUAAAUUGAUGAAGAAUUUUCCAAAUGCACUACUGCCUCUGUUUUGGGUAGAGGAAGGAAUUCUUCUCGGCGAUGAGUUCGUCAACAAAGUGAAGGUGGUGUUUAAAGUGUUGGCGGUCGUCAAUUUUCUGAAGUGGCUGCUAGUAUUAGGAGGGAUAGGCAUGGGCGGCGCGGCCGGAUUUUUCUACUACAAGAAUCGCGAUAGCGGCAAAUUAGAUAUCACAAAAGUUAUUCCGAAGGCCAGCGGGGACGACAACAAUCCGGAAAAGAGCUGGCCACCUGGGAUGAACAUCAGCACGAUACAAGCGUCGGUACCGCCCAGCCUCGACAGAAAUUAAAUCGCUAUUAGCGGAAGGCUAAUAUGAACAUUAAUGUCGCGAAAGUCCAUCCCCCUUCAGUCCCAGAUCUCUUUCUUUAACUAAAAUCAUUAUUAAUGUAUAUAAUUGAGCAGGCUUAUUUUCAAAUAUG
Messenger RNA from Trachymyrmex septentrionalis, 1861 nucleotides. RefSeq names its product sensory neuron membrane protein 1-like. Gene Ontology annotation, cellular component: membrane; cytoplasm. The coding region runs from base 1 to 1731 and encodes 576 amino acids. NCBI's taxonomy places the organism in Eukaryota, Metazoa, Arthropoda, Insecta, Hymenoptera, Formicidae. The record is from RefSeq and is a predicted model, not a curated record. The transcript has 9 exons. Gene Ontology annotation, molecular function: scavenger receptor activity.